Molecule: messenger RNA, 1817 nt
Organism: Anopheles moucheti
Lineage: Eukaryota; Metazoa; Arthropoda; Insecta; Diptera; Culicidae
Exons: 3
Coding region: 232-1245 (337 amino acids)
Molecular function (GO): ATP binding; ATP hydrolysis activity
Source: RefSeq, a predicted model, not a curated record
CUUGACUGUUAAAACAUUGAACAAUGCCCCACAAUUAAUUGAAUCGCUGCAAACUAUCAAUCCGGAAGCCGGGCCGGGAAGUUCCGGUACGGGAAGUGGAAAUCGUGGGACUUUCGCGCUUUACGACUGUAUAGUUAGAUUGCAAACAACUACGCUUGUUGGUGUUGUUGGUGCGCAAGAACUUUACGAUUUGCCGCUGUGCCCAAAGACCUUAUCCAGAGGAAUUAAAGGAUGCAUCCAGAAGUGGAAGCCAUGGAUGUUGACGAGGUGCCGGAGAAUAUUAUCAAUUUAAAUACGAUCAAAAUACGGUCCCGCAAUGCUAACAGAAUUCGUAAUUUAAAUGCUUCACGUGCAACAAGAGACCGUAAAGAUCCAAAGUGCUUGAUGCGCACCAACAAAAAAUCCUCUACAGUGUGGCUGUUCCUUAAACUACUGCUGUUUGCAGUUUGUAUUGGUGCUUUCAUUGUUCAUCUGAGCAAUACCAAAGAGUUGGGUGAACAUUUGAAAAACAAUUAUUAUAAGGCGUACGAACGAAUGUCCCGACUGUACAACGAUCUCUGUACGAAACGUCGCGCUAACUUCACACCAAUCGUGGAAGCAAUCGCCGGUAAUGUUAUUGGGCAACAGCAUUUACACGAAGAACUAGACGAUUGGUUUCAAACCAUAGGAAAUUCUUCAUAUAGUUGCGCAUUGUUCGUGGGAGCAACUGGUGUGGGUAAAAGUUUCACGGCCAACAUCAUCGCAAAACAUUACCCAUACCCGAGGAAUGUUUUGCACUUAUCGAGUACGAAAUUGAAUGAUGAAAAGCAACACUAUGCAGCAUUUAAGAUGGCCGUGUUUAAGAUCCAGCAAGAAACAUUCCUUCGCGGCAAAUGCACGUACUAUAUGCUAGUGUUCGAUUACGUAAACCCCACCGAUAUGCCAUUCGUGAAGAAAGUGAGCGAUCGGUUGCGUGUAUUGAGCAACUCACAUCAUUUGAUACUGCAGGCACUAUUCAUAUUUAAAGGGACGGCAGACAAUCUGCAAAACGAUAUGAUCAGGCAAAUAAUUCCCGAGGCACGGCUCAUCAAUUUUGCCCCCCUUGGCAGAAACGAGUUAGAACACUGCAUCCGGCGUGAGGCGUCCAAGAUUGGUAUUGAUUUGCGCGACAAAGACUACAUCGUGGAGCAGGUCGCAAAUCACAUUAACGUUACACGGCACGGCUGCAAACCUGUGCGAGCAAAGCUGUUGUUGCAUUCUGGCUGAUUAAAAUACAUUUAAAAGCGAUAUGCCGAGAAGACGACGAGAUAAACGGGAUUUAAAUGUUGUAAACAAAAAUGCGCCACGUAAAUGUUCCUUACCUUCUCGAGUGCUGCCAACACUGUGUCGGGCAUGUGAUCUUGAAUCAUGACUGGCGAAAUGAGUACCUCAUCGAAAUCCUUAUUGUCAGCCCAAAUAGCUUGAUAGACUGGGUCUCGUUUUUUCAGCAUUUGUCUAGUGCGAUUAGAAUUGUAGUUACAAACACAGAACGGUUAUUAAAUUACAAUACAAUUCCGAAUAAGAUCUUAAACACAGUUCACAACACACCGAUGCAAAACGGACGAUACUUACUCCUCUUGGAUUGGAUGGUGUCGUACGAUAUGUAUGAUGCGACCAGGUGGAUAGAGUGGAUGAUGAAGUGUUAGUGCGAUAGAAUUAUCAUUCGGGUGUACCGUGCUUUGGCGCGCACUGUUGCGUUCCUGCUUGUAACGCUGCACGUUAGAAUCCUUCGUCGACAUCAUCAUGACGGAUGUCGGUUCCGGUCCACAGCAGCAACAGAUCGCGGAACAAGCGAUUGU